UGGUUACCCUAAAAGGCCCCUUUGCCUUUGUCUUUGAUGUCAAAAGGAAAAGAAUGAGACUUUGCAAGGAGCAGAGUCGCGUUGAGUCUGAGAGAAAUGAAGAGAAUAAGGCAACAGCUUCUUACCCUACAACGUCUUCCGCUCUCACCAGAGCUCCUCCGCUUUCAAAUUCCUCCCAUUCUUUCUCCAUUUUCUUCUUCUUCCUCCUUCAUUUCCGGUUCUCCAUCAGCUUCCAUAGCCACCGAACCCAAUACCACUCUGACCCACGACGAGCUCACAAGGAUCAAUCUCCUCCUUCCUCGUCUUUGUCUCUACAACCACCUUUCUACUGCUAUCACUCUUCUCCAUGCCACUCUCCUCACCAAUCCUUCACUUCAAUCUCUUUCCCUUUCAGUUCUCUCCCACUCACUUGCUUCCCAGUCCGAUUUUGCCCUCACAAUGUCCCUCCUCACUCGUCUUAAGCACCAUCCUAAUGCCCUUCUCUAUUCAACCCCUAUCGUCACUAUGCUUAUUUCCUCGUAUUGUAAACGCCGGAAAUCCAAGGAGGCCUUGAAGAUUUUCCAUUGGAUGCUGAGACCGGGGUCGCCAUGUAAGCCGGAAGAGAGGGUUUAUAAAACCCUAAUUGCUGGACUUUAUAGGAAGGGUAUGACAUUUGAUGCUUUGAAGGUUCUCAGGAAUAUGAUUGAUUCGAAUUUGGUUCCGGAUUGCGAUUUGAGAAAUUGGGUUUUUAGGUGUUUGCUGAGAGAAGCGAUGAUCCCCGAAGCAAUGGAGUUUAAUGAGACUUUUAAUUUCGUUGGCGAUCAGGAUACCAUUGACCAUCUGAGAACGGUAUCGGAAUUGUUGAAUCGUAUCAUCACCAAUUGGAUAGACUAGAGAAGAUCUUCUGUAACAGGUUCCUUUCUUGGAGAAGGAAGAGAAACUUGGCCGUUACCGGUGUAUUCAAUCCCAGCGAGAGGAAAGUCAGUGACGCAGGACCCUAUAGUCUUCGCAAAUCUUCAAGGUAGAAAGGCUUGAGCAUCAAGUUCACAUCAAAUGUUACAAACUGGGAUAAACAGCUUAGAAAUUGAGGGUAUAAUGUAAUAUAAUGGUGGUUAAAUGUCCCUGCAACCCGAGUGGAGGUUUUAACUACACAAUUUUUUCUCUGUUUGGUGUCAUCCUUUUGGACUUGGGGUUUCAAUAGAAUCUUCGUACAAAGUUCUCUCUCA
This is a messenger RNA of Cucumis melo (muskmelon), 1205 nucleotides long. RefSeq names its product pentatricopeptide repeat-containing protein At3g22470, mitochondrial-like. The record is from RefSeq and is a predicted model, not a curated record. Gene Ontology annotation, molecular function: protein binding. Bases 97 to 873 code for a protein of 258 amino acids. The transcript has 2 exons. Lineage: Eukaryota; Viridiplantae; Streptophyta; Magnoliopsida; Cucurbitales; Cucurbitaceae.